Messenger RNA from Thalassophryne amazonica, 417 nucleotides. RefSeq names its product coiled-coil domain containing 33 (gene ccdc33). The record is from RefSeq and is a predicted model, not a curated record. The transcript is spliced from 3 exons. Lineage: Eukaryota; Metazoa; Chordata; Actinopteri; Batrachoidiformes; Batrachoididae. Gene Ontology annotation, cellular component: peroxisome. Bases 1 to 417 code for a protein of 138 amino acids.
AUGGCAGACGACAUCAUAGCACUGAGGAUUCAGGUGGCUGCUCUGGAGGGACAAAACAGUCAGCUCCGCACUGAGCUGUCUGUGCACCAGGACCUCAGCCAAAAUCUGCUGGAUAGCACAGAUAUCGAAGGCGUGAUGAAGACUGAGAUUUCUGAGCGAAUGGGUAACAUUUAUUCCUAUGUGUGCUGUUUCUCCUGCUCUGCUGAAGUUUCCCUGAAAGUCAAGCUGGCCAGUGAGAGGAGUAAAGUUGCCUCACAAAGGGACAUCAUCAACCAGCUGCAGAAUGAACUGAUCCACAAGAAUGAGAGUGAGAAGGACCUGCUGAAGCUUCAGAGAGUCUACACUAAGCAGCACAAGGACAUGCAAAGCUACCAGAGAUGCGUUGCAAAGAUAGCAAGUUUGGAGAUAUUGCAUUAA